Messenger RNA from Pygocentrus nattereri (red-bellied piranha), 621 nucleotides. RefSeq names its product GTPase IMAP family member 4-like. The transcript is spliced from 2 exons. Lineage: Eukaryota; Metazoa; Chordata; Actinopteri; Characiformes; Serrasalmidae. Gene Ontology annotation, molecular function: GTP binding. Bases 1 to 621 code for a protein of 206 amino acids. The record is from RefSeq and is a predicted model, not a curated record.
AUGGUUACAGAUACAUCCAAUGAGACUCUGCUCCACUGCCUCCAACUCUCAGCCCCUGGACCCCACGUUUUCCUGCUGGUAAUCCCUGUGGGCAGAUUCACCCAAGAGGAGAGAGACACUGGGAAGAAGCUGUACAUGUUCUCUAUUGUCCUCUUCACAUUUAAAGACAGGUUAAAAAACACCUUCAUUGAGAAAUUUAUCAUCUCGGCUGGUGACAAUCUUCAGCAGCUAGUUCAGAAGUGUGGAGGCAGGUACCAUGCAUUCAACAAUGAAAAUCCCGGUAAUGAAGAUCAGGUGGGGCCACUCUUAGUGCAGAUAGAUAAGCUGGUAGCUGCCAAUGGAGGAAUCUGGUACACCCAGGUAAAUGAUACAGAAGAAUUUGAAGGAAGAUUGGAUCAACAACAUUUAGGAGACAGAAAGAAUUAUGAAGCUACAUUCAAAGUCCAUGAGAUGAAGCUGGGAGUAAACAAAGGGGAAAGAAGGAAAGACUCUGAGAACAUGGUGUUUGAAGAAAAUCUGAGGAGAAGGGAAGAAUGGAUCUGGAGGCAGGAAGAACAGCUUUGGAAAUGGGAGGAACGACUAAGGGCAGAAGCAGAGAGGAAAGACAUGCAGACAAAAUGA